Molecule: messenger RNA, 1803 nt
Organism: Drosophila grimshawi
Lineage: Eukaryota; Metazoa; Arthropoda; Insecta; Diptera; Drosophilidae
Exons: 1
Coding region: 1-1803 (600 amino acids)
Source: RefSeq, a predicted model, not a curated record
AUGCGGUUAUACAUCAUCUUUAUCCUGGUAAGUGGCCUGUGCCACAAUCUACAGUGCAUCCAGUUGGGCAAUCCAACAGAUCCGAUAGAUUUGCAGCUGCAGGAAAAGCUACUGAAAAUAUUGGAGAGAAUUCGUCUGGAACGGAACUAUGAUACCAUUGUCAUAUAUGGACAGAGUGGAGGAGAGGACUGUUUGUUUCAUGAGCUGCUCCCCAAGCUGCAGUUGCCCACAGUGCUGCUCACCAAAGGCAGCAGCCUUAGCGAUUGGAGCUUCAGCAGUGAUUCCCUACUGCUGUGCUGUGAUUCCAAGGCGGAACAGGAGCAGAAUACGCGCAGCUUACUAAGGCUGCAGCAGGCACGACGCCUGGUCUAUCUGGAAUCCGAGAUGCAGCCACAGUGGCUCUGCGAGGAUUACUUUGAGAGGGAGCAACACAAUGUGGCCAUGAUGAAUGCACAGGGCGACUUAUUCAGCUGUCGCCUCUUUCAAGAGAUUAAUCACGUGCAGCUGGAUAUCAACUCAGACUCAAAAUACAAUUCCGACUCCAUUUAUGUGCAGCAAUUUCGGAACAUGAAAGGAGCAGUGAUUAGAAGCGAACCGGAUCAGUUGGCGCCACGUUCUAUGCUGUAUCAUGAUCCUGUCACGGGCAACAUCAAAAUGGGUGGCUAUGUGGCCAAUUUGGUGAAUACGUUUGUUGAACGUGUGAAUGCAACACUGCCGUUGCGCGACGAUUUGAAAUUUGGAGAAAAUUACGGCUUGUUUGAUUUAAUAAACAGGACGUACCACAAUCAACUUGAUAUUGCUACAUCGCUACUCGGCACCUUUGGUGACGAGAACCUGGACUAUGUAAGCUAUCCAUAUUAUUCCACAUCGUACUGCUUUAUGUUGCCAGUGCCGGCAAAGUUGCCUUAUAACCAAAUUUAUACAAUUAUUGUGGAUCCUCCCGUUCUGGGCAUUAUAAUGGUGUUAUUUGUGAUAUUAUCUUUGUUGCUCAUCUAUAGCCAGGAGUUGUCCUGGCGCCAGUUGAGCCUUGCGAAUGUUGUGCUCAAUGAUCGCUGUCUGCGUGGACUGCUGGGGCAAUCUUUCAUCUUGUCAGAUAAUCCAAGUCGGCACAUGAAGGCGAUUUGCCUGAUUUUGUUCUUUGCCGGCCUGAUGAUAACCACCAUGUACCAAGCAUACUUGCAGACUUUGUACACGAGUCCACCACUCGAAGAGAUGUUGCACAGCUUUGAGGAUUUUCAGAAUUCCCGUUACAAAAUCGCCCUUUGGAGGUAUGAGAUGGAGAAGGUGGAAAGCAUCAGUAAUGUUAGCUUGUCCACUGCACGCAAUAUUGCAAUUUUCGAUCUAUAUACCGACUUUAUCAAAAUUCGCGAUACCUUCAAUGCCAGUUUCAUAUAUACCGUGUCAAAACAACGCUGGCGCACCUAUGCAGAGCAGCAGAAAUCCUUCAAGGAGCAAGCGUUCUAUUACUCCGACGACGUCUGCUUCAGCCGCUUCGUUCUAUUUGGUUUCCCACUACGACGACAUCUGCCUUAUCGCCAGCAGUUUGAGCAGCAUAUUCUUCACAUGCAUGCUUUUGGGUUGACGCAGUUCUGGAUUAGCCGAAGCUUCUAUGACAUGGUGCACUUUAAUACAACAACCUUAAAGGACUACAGUAAUACCAGGAUGCACGGAGCGGUUUUUCUACGGGAUCUAGUCUACAUAUUUGAGUUCUAUGCGGCUUUCCAUUUACUGGCCUGCUUUUGCUUUGCUAUCGAAUGCUUUUGGGCCAGAUUUCGACGGACAGUGGCAAUUAAAAAUGUAUAA